GUCGGCGCCAGUUCGGUCCAGUUGUCGCUUCAGCCGGAUUCCACCGGCACCACUAACAGUGGCGGUUCGGGAGGUCUACCGAGGCAGUGCGGUGGACAGAGAGCUCCGGUAGUCAUGGCAAUGUAGUGAACUAUGUUAGCCCUGUCAGAGGCAGUGCGGCGGCGGCCCGAUGUGACAGAGGUUCUGCGGUGAACGGGGAGCAUUGGGGAGUCCAGUGCGCCGGACAGUACCAGGGCAGUGUCCAGGUGCCGGGGGGCAGUGAUUGGACAAAGCGAAACUGGUGGCGACUGGUGUCCCCCCUGCCGACCCGUCCCAGUGUCCUGUCGGCGGCGAUGCGGCGGCGCUGGGUGGACGGAGCGGCGCCGGCGGUGCCAUGAGCGCCGAUAGCCGCUCUCAGCUCCAGCUCCAGCCCGCCGUCGACUCGUACCGCCAGCGCAAGAAGAGCGACUCGCUCAGCGGAUUGUCACUGCGCUUCGACGCCAGCUUUGGUAGUGGCGCAGUACGCCCGCUUACGUGCCGUUACGGACUCAGUCGAGGUUCUUCUCAACAGGAAGCACCAUCGCAGCCACCGUCAGCGCCGAGUACUUCGGACUCUUCUUUCGCGAAGUCUCCGCUCGGACUGGCUUCCAGUUCUUACGACAACUGGGACAUCGUGCGCGUCGCUGAGCACCGCUUCACUCGCAAAGAGGCGACGGGACACGCUCUGGACGACGCUCGCCAUGCACUCAGCGAGACGUUUACAUUCGGCUCCCGUCAGGUAGCGCCAGCGGUACCCUCUCUGACAGAUUCAUGGCACCGUUCUCCGACCAGCACCAGCCACCAAGACACCGCUGCCACUGACGGGAUGCGUCGCGCGACUGGUGACCGAAAGCUGCGUCCGACGCGACCUCAUGGCCCACCAAGUGCCAUGAUGAUCCGUGGUCAUGCUGUUGGGCCACAGGUCGCGGCGCGCAAUCCUUUCGACAAACAGCCGGCUGACUCCGGUCGUCACGGCGCGGUCGAAGAUGGGGCCAAUCGCGAAGUGCUCAAACUCUCCCAGGAAGAGCGUGAGCGACAGCGCAUCAGAGCCACUAUGGCCAGUAUGCGGACUGAGAUGAUGGGGACUGGAGCCACGGAUGAUCCGUCGCUCGGUACUCGCUCCUCGGGGCUGAUAGAGGAGGCAGCGAGCCGCGGAGCACGCAUCCGACAAUCGCGCGAGCUGCGCAUCACGGGAGGUGUACAGUCCACCAGCGAUACGUGGGGGCCGCGUCAGCCAGCGCCACCGAGGCGCGGCAGUGCGAUGCAGGGCCCGCCCCCGGUCCCCUCACACGAGCUGUUUGCGCGCACCGAGACCCGCGCGGUGCGUCCGGCGGCUUCUGCCCAGCCGGUCACCCAAAGUGCCUUAGGGUUUGACACGUGGACGGUGAGACGCUCCUCGCUGACGUUCGGUGGGGAGCAGCAGUCGGAGUCGGCCCCUCCGGCACCACAGAACGAUCAGCGCCACAUGUUCGGCGACCUGGAAAUUGUUGACGACGAUACGAUGGGGGAACUCGUGUCCGACUUCGCGACAAUGGGCGGCAAGGGGUCGGUAGCGGCUCGGUCACCAGUGAAGGGAACACCCAUCACAGAGCAGGAGGGGUGCAAGCUGAAAGAGCUCAUGCUGGGUUCCACGGCAAUGAGCUUCAGCCCGGAAUGGACAAAGCAGAACUUGUCAUUCAACAAGACAGAAAACAUCACAUACGGAAUUGUCCAAUAUAAGGGCGGUCCGUGCGGCGUGCUGGCCGUGCUGCAGGCGUACGUGAUGAAGGUGCUGCUGUUCGGCUCCCAGCUGUGCUCCGUACCGCCAGCCUCGGACGCCCACCGGCCCUCCAGCGACGAGCAGGGCGCCGCCCUGACCGCCGCCAUCACAGAGAUCCUGUGGAAGUGCGGACACGGCGAGGCCACUGUUGCACUGUCGUCGGGUCGGAGUCAGUUCCCGGGCGGCGGCCGGUACCGGGCGGACGGUAUCACGGAGACGCUGCAGCUGCACCGAGUAUCGGCCGUGGCGCCGCUGCUGGCCUACGUGCGCGACCAGCGGCGCCAGUUCGCCGCCGACGCCGGCUGUGUGCUGCUCACCUACUCAGCCGUGCUCUCACGCGGCAUCGACAGCGUUAAACGGGACAUGGACGUGGCCACCAAUACGGUGAUCGGUCGGCACGGCUACUGCACCCAGGAGCUGGUGAACCUGCUGCUCACCGGCACCGCCUCGUCCAACGUGUUCGACGGCACCGUCCGGCUCGGCGAGGGUGCCGACGUCACCGUCCUGCGCGGCGUCGACCAGCGCAGCGAGAUCGGCCUCCUCUCGCUCUUCGAGCACUACAAGUCCUGCGAGGUGGGCUCCCACCUGAAGUCGCCGCAGCUGCCGAUCUGGGUGAUACUCAGCGAGUCCCACUUUACGUGCCUUUUCUCCGGCGACCGACGGCUGUGUCAGCAGCCGCCCGAGGCCGGCCGGUUCGACCUGUUCUACUACGACAUGCUGGCCAGGCAGGACGACGAGAUUCGGCUCACCGUAGAGUACGGCGGUGACCCGUCGGCCGAGCUGCCGGCAGUGCGGCCCGGUGAGCUGGUGCCCCCGCUGGAGCACUGCCUGCGCACCCGCUGGCCGGCUGCUAAGGUCAGCUGGAACGGCUACGAGCCCAUCCUGUGAGCCGGCCGGCCGGCCCGCCUCGCCUCUGACCUGCGGAUCGCUGUCCCGUGCCUCACGCCCAGACCGGUAUGGUGCCAGUGGACACAGUUUUCUGCACUCGUUUGAAUGUGCUGCUGUUCGGGUGGCCUUCGAAUGCCAUCCUGAUGUAACACACGUUGGGGAUCACGUGGCUGGCAUUGGCCACUAUGUCCCGUAUGAUCUGUACAAUCUCUAUUACCGCUGUUUACAGUGGUUGCAAGUGAAUCAUCGAAGGUGCUAGAACCGCUCACUCUUCUAGUCUUAAUCUGUCGAUAUGAAUAGUCAUGUCAUUCGCGACUCUACUGUAAUUCUAUCGAUCCCUUAGUAGACGAACUCUGAAGCCGCGCUCUAGUCUAUCCCGGGCCUCUUCUCCCGGGGCGCCACAGUCAUCGUUUUGAUAAUGACGUUACUUCGUUCAUGGUGCUUAUUGUAACAACUGGGUAUAGGUUUUUCUACUGGAACAAGAUACCAAGCCAAAGA
Messenger RNA from Amphibalanus amphitrite, 3163 nucleotides. Its product is annotated as probable ubiquitin carboxyl-terminal hydrolase MINDY-4. The record is from RefSeq and is a predicted model, not a curated record. The transcript has 8 exons. The coding region runs from base 374 to 2665 and encodes 763 amino acids. Gene Ontology annotation, biological process: protein K48-linked deubiquitination. Lineage: Eukaryota; Metazoa; Arthropoda; Thecostraca; Balanomorpha; Balanidae. Gene Ontology annotation, molecular function: K48-linked deubiquitinase activity; cysteine-type deubiquitinase activity.